Messenger RNA from Periconia digitata, 1986 nucleotides. The record is from the annotation of a GenBank genome assembly. NCBI's taxonomy places the organism in Eukaryota, Fungi, Ascomycota, Dothideomycetes, Pleosporales, Periconiaceae.
CUCGCCAUCGACCAUGGGAAACCCUUUCACGUGGUGCUCCAGCCCAGGUUGGCGGAGAUGGCUCAUGCUAGCACUACUCCCAACCAUCCUUUUCUUCGUCUUUGUGCACAGAACAGACUCUCCUAGCAGUGCACGCCUGAUUGCCAACCUCAAGCCUCAUACCCCCGUGGCCCCUGCCAAUCUCCACGUCCUCGUCCCCGCCGACCACAAAGAUGCCAACCUCUGCAAAACCCUCAUCACCGCCGCCGUAGCGGGCUUCUCCACCCCAACCCUCAUCAACUGGGGCAAGAAGUUCGACGACAAGAAACUGGUAGCAGGCGGCUCUCACCUGGCCAAAAUCAGCGGUGUCCUCACCUACCUCAAACAGCUCGACCCCGAGCGAGACAACGACCUGGUCCUGAUAGUCGAUGGCUACGAUAUAUGGUUCCAGCUCCGUCCCAGCGCCUUGAUCGCGCGCUACCAUGCCAUCAACGCCGCAGCAAACACUCGCAUUCGCAAAACCAUGGGCACAGCCGCCGUCAACGCCGAAAACAUCGAACAAACCAUCCUCUUCUCCGCCCAGAAAAGAUGCUGGCCCUGGAAACCAGACGACCCCCCUUGCUACGCCGUCCCUGAAUCCUCCCUCCCCUCCGAUGCAUACGGAGACAAAACAGACACCGACAUUGGCUUCGAGAAAAACCCCUACGUCAAGUUCCGCCAGCGCUACCUCAACUCCGGCGACGCCAUCGGCCGUGUGGGCGCUAUGCGCGCGCUCUUCGAACGCGCCCUCGAGCUCGCGCAGCGGGACCCGAAUUUCGGCAGCGACCAGAAGAUCCUGAGCCAGAUCUUCGGUGAGCAGGAGUACCAGCGCGAAGUCAUCCGCUCGCGGCACCGCACGUCGUGGCAGCGCCUCACAGACUGGUCGAACGGGCGCACCAGCUUCCUCGACACGCAGCCCACGCGCGAGCACCUCCCCGGCCGGACCGCAGAAUUCGGCAUCGGGCUCGACUAUGCGAGUUUGAUCGGCCACCCGACUGUGUUUGCGGAAGAGGACGCAGAGUGGCUCUCGCACAGCGAUGGGAAACAUGUCGCGCACGUUUCAAAGGACCUCGGGGUUGAGCCUCCGCGUGUUGGCGCCCUCGCGGAAGAUAUCGCAGAGUCGAGACCGCCGUUUAGAUUCGUGGCUCCUACCACAAAACUCGCGUUUAAUACUUCGUGGUCAGAUGUCCCGUUGUACACCAAUGUGUGGACAAGCGUGGUCCCGGGUCUGAUCCACCACAACGCUCAUCGCGACGGCCUUAAGAAGCUGAGAGUCACCGUUUGGGACCGCAUGUGGUAUUUCAAAGAUCUGCGAUCUCUUUACGAUUCCGCGAAUGCGUCGCCGAAUGGCCCGAUUGCUGUGGUCGAUGAUGAAAAGGGUAGGGAGCAGGCCUGGUGGCCGCCGUUCAAAGAGAAGGGUGGGGCUAUGUCUGAUGCCGGGGAGUGGUUGCCGUGGGAAGAUUUGUGUGCGGAGUUUGACAAGGAGGUUUUUAGAGAUGAGAAGAAGUAGUGACAUCUGGAGUUUUGGUAGCGCUGUGUGGGAAUCAUCAUGACAGUUAGACAGUGUAUACACGUUUAGCACAUCGCGAAGUACUGAGUUUCUGCUGAAUGUAUUGAAUCGAAUUGUGAUGUGAGGUUUUUUUCUUCUUUUUUUUUGUACGAGUAACAUCAAUUUUUCAUCGUCAUAAGAACACACCAAAUUGUGAACCAUGUAAUUCGUGAUAUUCGCUAGAAACAUAACCUCAUCAGCGACCCACCAGGGUACCAAAACUCUAUAAACAAUGCACGCCAAUCCCUUGUUCAGCUCUUGAACAAGAAAACCACCCAAAAAAACCAUGAUCCAAAAAUGCAAUAACCAUACAAUGCAACAACGCCUCGCUAAUGCAUAAACCAUCGCGCAUAAUCCCUCUCAAACUCAAUCUUCGCUCCCAAAAACUCCCAUCUAUCCUCCCCAUUUUGUAACGCAAC